Messenger RNA from Sphenostylis stenocarpa, 627 nucleotides. The record is from the annotation of a GenBank genome assembly. NCBI's taxonomy places the organism in Eukaryota, Viridiplantae, Streptophyta, Magnoliopsida, Fabales, Fabaceae.
AUGUUACAGUUUCUCCUCAAAACCAUUGUCAAUUCAGGAAUAGGAGAAAACACUUACUGCCCCAGAGCCGUUCUUGAAGGGAGAGAAGAAUGUCCAGCUCUUAAGAUACGUACGAGGAAAUGGACGAGACGAGAUCAUGUUCGACACACUCGACGGCCUGUUCAAGAAGAUAGGAAUUUCACCCUCCGAGAUAGACAUCCUCGUGGUGAACGUGUCCUUGUUUUCCCCAGCACCUUCUCUCACAGCACGCAUCAUAAACAGGUACAAAAUGAGAGAAAUAUCAAACCCUUCAAUCUUGCAGGGAUGGGGUGUAGUGCAAGUGUUGUUGCUAUUGAUAUGGUGCAGCAACUCUUCAAGGCUUACAAAAACUCUGUUGGGAUUGUUGUGAGCACUGAGGAUCUUGGAGCACAUUGGUACUGUGGAAGGGAUAAGAAAAUGAUGCUAUCCAACUGUCUCUUUCGCUAUGGUGGCUGCUCUAUGAUGUUUACAAACAAGCCUUCUCUGAAGGGCCGUGCAAUAUUGAAACUGAAGCACAUGGAGAGGACUCAGUAUGGUGCGGAUGACGAGGCUUACAACUGCUGCAUACAUGUGGAAGGAGUCUUGUCAAGAGUGCUUUUCAAGCGUUGA